AUCUCCCUUGAAAUUAACAAUUUGUUGUAACAUAAUAUUUUACCCUUUAAAUGUUUUAUUUUGAUGGUAUCAAAAUGAUGAAAAGAUACUACGAUUAAUUGGUUUGUUUAUAGACCAUGUAUGAUUAAAUGUAUAACUCUUAAAGUCGUGUAAGCCUAAAACUACGUUGCAGUUUUCACACUGGGUGUGAAACUAACUGAGAAACUCAUCAUCACUGGAGAUGAAAUUGGGUGAACAAAAAACAAAAAGUAACGGAAAAGACGUGUAACUGCAGCAGGACAUAAAAAAAAAAUGUCAGCAACAGACGGACUGUGUUGCUGUGAAUAUGAAAAUUUAGAUGGAGAGAGGAGUCAUAUACUGGCCUGUUGUUGUGAUUGUGAGGCUCUGGAUCAGAUAGUUGACAGAUGUUUUAAGUGUGAGAAAAUACCAGAUGGAAUGGUUCAAAGGUUCUUUGAUACUUUGAAUGACAGAUGUCGAUUUCCAGGAAUUUUUGGAAAAGGGGCUGUUAGAAUGAACUUGGACAUCUUUGCACCAUGCUGUCUUGUUGUGGCUUGUAUUUAUAUAUCAACCAAUGGACCGUACACAACAUUCUUCAUGUUGACUUUAAUGCCAGUGUUUAUGUUAAGUUUUUAUUAUAUAUGGAGAAAGAAUACUCAAAUAACUCGAACUCAGUUUUUUUACUCGUGGGGAUUGACAUCAGUUGUGUUGAUGUUUCUUGUUUUCCAUAUUUAUACCAUAUGCUUUAGAAAGACAUUAUUGUGGGAACAUAUUUUACUUUUUACUGCAUUCAGUCUUAUGAUAUAUUUCUUUAUCAAAACAAAGAAAAGUCCUAGUAUAUUACGACACGGAAUAAAGGAUGCCACAAGGGGGAAAAGUUCAAAACAUGUGACUGUUAAUUUGGAGAACAAUACUCAUGAUAGAGUAGAUGAUAUGUUGUCACAGGAAAUUGAAGAGAAAGAUGUCACAUGGGUAGACUCAAGACCUAUUAAGGAUGGGAAGUUAAAGAUCUGGUGUGAAAAUUGUCAUUUUAAGAAACCUCCAAGAUCUGGACAUUGUAGUAUCUGUAAUGCCUGUAUAUCAGUCAGAGAUCAUCAUUGUGUAUGGAUUGAUUGCUGUAUAGGAUCACAUAAUCACCGUUCAUUCAUCAUGACCAUGGCAUUAUUUUUAUUUUGUGGUUUUUAUGGAUUCCACUUGACGAUGACUACAGUCUGUACACCAGAGAUGUAUUUUGACUGGUUCCUGUUUCCUAGUGACUGUAGAUUCCUGUAUAUAGAUUUUCAGACAGCUGUAAGUUUUGUGGCUGCAUGUUACACUUUGAUGGCUUCCAUGUUAAUGUUGUGCAAUUUUAUCUACCAGAUAGUGUUGAUUAGCCAGAACACGACAUCACAAGAAUUCCAUCAGGCUUCACGACGAGGGCUCAGAACAAAAUGUUUCACUGUGAAAAAUAAUAUACAUAACAAUGGGUUCAUAAAGAAUUGGAUAGCAUUCAUAUUUACAAGACGAGAAGAUAAAGGAAAUAUUCCAUGAUUUUUACCGCAUAUUUUGUAAUUCAAUAUUAAAUUAUUGUGUUAAAUUGAAUUUCAAGGUCUUCAGACAUGUAUUACUGUUGAUUUUGUUAUGCCCCACCUACAUUAGAAGGGGGCAUUAUGUUUUCCUGUCUUUUUAUCUAAUUUGUGAUAUACUGAACAUGGAAAUGUGAUAUUGUUUCAUAUUUUUUUUUGGCAUACUCUUU
Molecule: messenger RNA, 1732 nt
Organism: Mytilus californianus (California mussel)
Lineage: Eukaryota; Metazoa; Mollusca; Bivalvia; Mytilida; Mytilidae
Product: palmitoyltransferase ZDHHC23-like
Exons: 6
Coding region: 292-1527 (411 amino acids)
Biological process (GO): protein targeting to membrane; peptidyl-L-cysteine S-palmitoylation
Cellular component (GO): Golgi apparatus; endoplasmic reticulum
Molecular function (GO): protein-cysteine S-palmitoyltransferase activity
Source: RefSeq, a predicted model, not a curated record